Messenger RNA from Xyrichtys novacula (pearly razorfish), 9591 nucleotides. Lineage: Eukaryota; Metazoa; Chordata; Actinopteri; Labriformes; Labridae. The record is from the annotation of a GenBank genome assembly.
AGUAAGGUAGCGGGAGAGGUGACCACCGAAACUUGUAGUCCUCAGCAUGGAUAUUGAAAAAGCUCUGAUAUCUAUUGUUCCUUUUGUGAAGACAUCAUUAUUUAAAGAGAAAAAGUUAAUGUUUAAGUUUCUAUUUAUUCAUAAACUAACCAAAGAUGUGUUUUUGAGGAGCAGGACCACACCUCCCCGUUUUCUCUUUUUCUGGACAUCUCCUUCCCUUCCUGUUUCCUUUCUUGUAAUGACACAACUCCUGGCUCUCUAAUCUAUGGCCAGGUGCCGAAAUAUACGUUUCAAGCCGACCUUUACUCACUAGCUGUCCUUUUUUCAGACCGUUGUUUGAUUUUUUGUUGUUGUGUCCUCACAGGAGAAGUCCUUCCUACAAAGAAGCCUGCUAAUGGGACUUUGUUGUACUCUUAAUCACCGCCCAACAGCUCCUGCCGUCCGGCGUCUACCUUAAUGUGGAGACUCUAAGGAGAGGUGAUCAGAGCUUCCCUCAGUCCCCUGAAGUUGAAAAUAAUGUUAUGUCUUGACCCAACGUGAUCAGCAGGUCAGAGCAGCCUGGAGGACUUUGUUUUUCUGCCGCUGAGACUUAAGUGCCACUGUGAGAAAGAAACAAUAACCAUUACUGCAUCUGUGACCUGGGAGUGGAAGUAAGAGGUUCGUUUUCUUUCUUCUUAACUACUGUGGUUGAAACCUGAGGACACCAACACCACAAAGCCUCCAGAAAAGGCCUCGCCAACAUUAUUUUUAUUGUUGUUAAAUUUGUGGGAUUUCGAGGUUUGAGACACAUUAAAGUUGUGUGUCCCUAAAAACCCCCUGAAACCUGCACGCUCACAUUCAAACCUCAGAGUCAUUCUGUAACAAAGUCACCUCCACACUCAUUCACAUUCUGAGCACGCUCAGGACAAGACUCUGGCGUACUGGUUACCAUGGAAACUGAGUGCUCAUUGAUUCAGUUCAUAUCUGCCCCCUGUAUACAGUGAAUGAUCUUUUGCAGGAGAUUACAUUAAAACUUUUCAGAUUAGAUUUAACAGAGAAACAACAUCAGCAGAUAACAGACAUCUUUGUUUCUGCAGUCAGUGAUCUGUUCAUUCCAUGGCAGAGAUAAUAAUAAGAGAAAAUUAUGUUUAACCUGUAAAAAAAUGACUCAAAUUACCCCUCUACGGAGGUAUGGUAUGAAAAAAAAGGUCAUAUUAGCAGUAUCUAGCGCGCAGAUUUCAGACUGAAACGCUCCCUUGCUUACCCCGCUCAAAGCAACAGUGACCUUCAAGGACAAUGAUGCAUACUAAGUGUGAUCCCCCCUUAGUUUUCCCAAUGAAAAACGCCUUUUGAUUGAAAUUAUUUUGUGCACAAUGACCACAUUCUUCUUUGUUUUCUAACAGGUGCAUUUGCACGAAAACUAACAGAAUACAAAAAAGGGAGUGUUACCAGUUUGUCUGUCCUCUGCUACGGUAGAAUGAAGAUGGCAGAUGGAUAGAUCGCAGUCAGUCAAAUAUUAUUACAAAGUAAAUAAAUAAAUAAUUUUGACAGUUUUAAAGUAUUAAAAAAUAAGUAAAAGAAAUCAAAUGUAGUUUAGAGCCAGGGUAAAAAAGUAGGUAUUUAACUUGCCUUUCAAACAUUGAUACUCUGUGCCCCCCUCAGGUCUUCAGGUAGGCUGUUCCACAGACGUUCGUUGUAAUGAUAAAGAGUUGCUGUUCUGUGGGUCUUUGUUCUGACUUUUGGUGCCAUUAAAUACAACUAUCUGAAGACCUGAGGGCUCUCAAAGGUUCAUAUGAUAAAAGCAAAUCUGAAACUGAGCUGGAAAAGGAUCAUUCAGAGUUUUAUAAACCAAUAUAAGAAUCUUAAAAUCAUUUUUAGGAGACUUUUAUGUGUGCAUAAUGAUUGCAGCAGCUGAAUGAAGAUGUUCAUUUUAGCCCUUUAAUGCCUGAAACUACAAAUUAUGGCCAGAAAAUUCAAAUUUUUUGGAGCUGAAAUAUUUAUUUCACUUACUACUGAAAACGGAAAAAAAAAUCAAAUGUCCUUAAAAUUUAACAUAUAUAUCUAUUUAUCUCGUUUGACACAUUAGAUGUUUUUGGAAACUGAUAAACCAUAAGAGGACAUUUUGAUCAUUUAUCGGACUGUAAGGUGCAUUUUUUGUAAUUUGUUGAUCAUAUUGAUUGAUAGAAGUAUCAUAAAAGAAUGUAUCAUAUAAGAUACAAAAGGCAUUAAAGGGUUAAGGUUAGGGUUAUUUAUAAAAAUGUUAUUGCUCUGAACUGUAGAGAGAAGGGCUUACAUAUUCAUAUGAUCAGUGUGUGAUGUUCAUUACUACCCGGUCUUGAAAUGGCCCCCAGCUCAACCCUUAAACCAGCCUUUUACGGGAUGCACUCUCUGCAGUCAGGCUGUCAAAUCUCAACAGUGCGGCGAGAACCUGUAGAGACUGAGCUGCAUACAGUCAAAUCUUAAAACGUAGAAUGUAAUCUUCACAGUUCAAAAGCAAUCUUCUCAACCUUCACCGUGCCUAUUGAUGUAAUUUAUUUUCUCAGUUAUCAUUUCUGCCAUCUCCUUCAGGUGUGUGCAUCUCUGCAUGUACAGAGUAUGUAUCUAUAAUGUGUAUCUACCACGGUGUGCACCUACUGUGUGUAUUUUCAGAUUAUCUUCGGCAUGUAUCUGGGGGGCAGCUCCUUGAAGACAUCUGGAAAUAAAGUGCUGUCUCAGCAUUAACAGCUGCAGCACUGUUAUGGUCCACAUUAAUCUCUGUAAGACUGGUUUCAUUGAUCCCUGCAGGCCUGAUCUCUGCAGAGUCUUCCUGUAUCUAACUCUUUGUCUCAUACUCAGAGAACUCCAGACAAACACAAAAACACCUCCUGAUGAUCAGCUCUGGUGUUCUAAAGUUCAGAUAGUGUCAGAAAGCAGCAUGUAAAGUAGUGAAACUGUCCCUCCCUGCAGAAUUAUUACAAACUAUGCCACAUCUAACAGGUUUGUGGCUGAAAACAACAGAGCAUAGCUUUUAGUAUGUGUAGCUGCUCAUACAUGUUUAUCUUUCAUCUGAAAUUUCAUAGGCAGCAUCGUUUUCAUCUUUACUACAGUGUGUGCAAUAUGGAGUGUGCAACCUACUCUUCCUUUUAUUGGGUGUGAAAUUGAAUUCCAAUCUUCAGCGACUGAGUAAAAACAAACCAUUUAAAAAGUGUUGCAGGAUGGUUUCUAACGGCAUUUCCUGAGGUGGAAUUUGGAAGAGUUGUUCUUUUGUACAUCUGCAACCUUUGUGCUGGUUUUUCUUACAAUCUUGCAAACCACUGGCUUUCAUUUGAUGAUGGUACAGAUUAUGAGAUUAAUGACCAUCUUUUAGGGCUUCUGGUGUUUCCAGCAUUUAGAAGCCAGGGCCUCCUUGUCUCUCUCUUCCCAGCAUUUACAGUCUGACUACAGCGUGAGAAGUGAAACUGGAGUUGAUUUAAAGCAUCUAAAAGUUUUUUUUUCAUAGUUUUGGGCAGGUAUAGAGUUUAAUUAGAACCAAAUUAGCACCAGGUACUUGUCAAACAGUUACCUUAAACCCUGGCCACUCUUGUUCAUGUCAGGCAUGGAAGUAAUUCCCCCACUUUUUUAAAAGCCCGUUUUGGUCCCCUUAAGUUUUAACCAUCUGAAAACAACGUAACUUUACACUAUAGCAAACUGAUACACAUCAGGCACCAGGACCAAAUGGCCACUAAAGCCGAAAACUGGUUUCCCUCUGUUUGGACCGCCCACAAGGUCCUUGAUUGGCUAUGCCGCAGGGUUGCUUUUUGUGUGUGAUUGGCUAUCCCUGUCAGUCAUUUCAUGCCCCCUGGACUAGUGUUUUGUAAGUUGCUUGUAAGUGAGUCAGUCCAUGAACAUAGCUAUCUGCCGAUGUAAAUUUACAGGUGGGUGGCGUUCAUUUUCCCUCCGUAAUGUCACAUUCAUCGGAGGUUUCAUUUACAUCCUUGCACUGGGUUUGUACUUCCAUCCACUCGCUGGCCAUAUUGCCUCCUCUGUUACUGUGUGUGUGAGAUGCACUGUUUGCUAGGCUGUAUGUCUCAAUAGUACUCAACAGUACUCAAGUCACAUGUGUCCCCCUAACUUUGAAAUCAAAAUUCCGUCUAUGAUGUCAGGGUACCAGUCCCCUCAAUCACAAUUUCUAGACACACCCCUGCAACAAGGAAGAUUUCACAUUGUGAGGGAUAUGUGUGAAUGAGAAACUUUGGAAAAUUUGUGAGUGGGAGAUUUAAACAUUUUUGCUACAACACUGUUAAGUGUUUUGUAAAAGAAGAUGUGGUACUUAAGUGACGGGACCCUGUUGAAGAAACUUCAACCGUCAUCUAGGUUCUGCUGAGAGAUAAAUCUCAUUCUCUUUAGUGAGCAGGUGAUAGGAGCAGCAGGAGGAGAGCAGAAACACCUGGAGGAGGCAGUAACUCCUCCUCACAUUUAUAGCAUAAAAUAACUCUCAGUUCUCCUCUCUUAAAUGUUAAAGCAAGCCAAUAAAGUGAACCUGUUUUGUCCCACAGAGGUGUUUAUGGUGCAACAGAGAGUUGCCGUCUCUGUUCUACUCUGCCACAGUCUGUCUGAAAAGUUUGACUCUUACUUACAGAUGGUUUGGUCAGACUUCACCUUAUUCUCAGGGUGGCUGAAAUUAAUUACAUAAAUUCAUCAAUGAGCAAAAAGUCAAACCAAACCAUCACUUUAAACAUAAAAAUGGGACAAAUAGAAAACAGUUGAUCCCAAUAAAUUUAUUUAAAGAAAAAGAAAAGGAAAACAAAAUAAGCAAAAUACUUGGAAUUAAAUCAUAUUUAAUAAAUAAAUUGGAUCGAUUUUAAUUUUGACUCUCACGCAUACGCAUCGUCAGUGCGUCAGUCGUUGCCAGCGAUACGGAACCGGGGUUAUUUAAACUCAGAUCAAUGUUCCAGAUUCCCCUUUUGCUUCUGACCUUGACAAGAGUAGCUGCAAACUUUGGCUGUGGGAAGCUAACCUUUGGAAAGCUCGAGAGAGAGUCUGAAAACCAACUGUUUUUUUUUUAAAAAACAAACCCCUUUGGAGAGAUCGCCGACUGCGGAUACCCAGGAAGACUGAAGAUGGCCUCCAGGAGACCGGACCAGGACCACCUGCUGCUCGGGGACGAACCGAUGAACGACUACCGUGCUGGCAAGAUAACUUUGAGCCUCGUUUGAUAUUGAUAUUGAUAUAACAUGCGUGGAAACAAGAUUAAAACCUAAAAGCUUCGUGGUUACAGUAAUGAAUUGCUCUAAUUUAAGAUAUAAUUUACACCGAAUGAUCUGGGUGUUUGAAAAGAAAGUUUAAAAUCAGAUAAACUCGACGUUUACACGAUGAAUUUUCAUAGCAAAAAUGAUUUUUAUGAUGGCAGUUAAAUCUCAAAUAUCCAGGGACAAGGUGGGAAUGUGUUAACAGUCAGUGUAGUGAUUUGAAGACUGACUUUUCACCGAAAUGUCGAUGUAUUCAAAUGUUUCUAAAAUGUUUAGUUUCUUUUUUUGUUGACCUGCUGAUUCAAAACCUUACAAUUCUGAAAUGACAUCACCACGACAUCAGGACUCAAGUGUGUAAAUUCCAGCAGUGUGCACGUGACUGUAGUUUGACUCUCUGUUAGAGCUUCAUUAUGGAUCCGGAGUUGAUACCGAAAUAUCGAGUCCUUUUAGUGUUUAUUGUAUGAGUUUGAAUGAACUCAUUUUCUGAUAUGCCUGAAAAUAAACAUAAAGAGUCCUGAUGUUGUUUUAGGACUGGAUUGGAAAAUGUCUGACCGGUUUUAAACUCUAACCGAACUGUUGCGUUUAAUCCUCAUAUGUUAUUAACAUGUCAAUUAUUUCAUUGUUUGCAUUUGGCAUGAUUUAGUACAUGAAUCUAAAAUCCACGAUGCAACCCUCUCCAACACCUGCCACGAUGCAUAGACAGUAAACUAAGAACCACAGUGGGUUAAAAGUAUUUGAUGUAAACAGAGGUACCUGUGGUUAUCCUGGAGAGUCCAUGAGAUUGUCGAAACUGGGUGUAAAUGAGUACUGUUGUACUAAAUAUCUAUAAGUUAGGCUGUGCUUAUUAUGGUGCAUAUAGAGCAGCAUAUUAAAUGAAUUACAAAGCUGAUUGUAAACUAAAAAUGGGUUUAUCUAACAGAAAAACUAAAGUUCUUGAAAUAGUUUGAUGGAAAAUAUAUUUAUUUACAUUUGUGUGUGGUUGAUUUCUUUAUUAAAGCGUUUUGCUCUAAUUCUGAGCAUCAAUUAUUUUUGUAUAUAUAUAUAUAUAUAUUUAUUCAUAUAUGAUUCACUGAUGUUUGUUUCUUCUGAGAAUAUUUCAGGUCAGUGAACAGUAAAAAUAGAUAAAGUUACUUCAGCUUUCUUUUCACUCAUUCUCUCACUGAAUCGAUUUUGUUUUGUCCUUAUACGUUUUGUUUCCACCGUUUGAUCAUAGUUUUGAUAAAGUUAAGCUUUUAAUUUGUAGCUCAGACUCUUCAGCUUCAUAUGUUAAUCCAUCUAAAAUUCAUAAAUCAAAGUUUUGAACAUUGUGAAAAUAUAACAUUGACACAUUACAUCAGAGCUAAUAAACACAGGAGGGUUAAUAUUUCUUUAAUAAUACAGCAACUCCAUGAUGUUUGAUAUAAGAGUUAAAAGUCGUUUCCUGUGUUCAUGAAUCAGUUGAUGUAGAACAGUUGUAAGAAAUUUAUGUGAAUUUAGGAUUACAAGAUUUAAUUGAGUGUUUUUACUUCUGUAAGACAAAUAUUGUAAGUUACUGGAGAAGACACACCUUAAAAUCUUAUUCUUAAACGCUCUGACUCUUCCUCAUCAGAUGGCGUGGAGCAGCCAGUGGAGGACAUCCUCCCUGAUGUCAUCGUGGUUGUGGACGACAUCCCAGGUGACAUUGUUCCAAUCUACAUCUCUUCCUCUGAAGAUGAUGAUGAUGAUGAUGAUGUUGUUGUCUUGGCAGGUGGCGAUGAAGGCAUGGAGGCUGAGGUGGCCAUCGAGCAACAGGUGGACAUCGCAGGUGACGGGGGUGACGACAUUGACGGCGACAAUGACGAUGACAGUUACACUGACAACAGCGACGACUGGUUUUUCUCUGACGGUGAGGAUUCUGGUUACGGCUCCAUGUCUGAGGAGGAGGAGGACGCGGUCGUCAGACCUGACUCCCCCCUUGAACAGGAGUUCCCACCAGAUGACUUCUGGCAGAGGUGGAACCAGUUGUCUCCUCCAGUCCCUGCUGGUUCACCUGUUGCUCCGCCUUUCAGUCCUCUAACACUGCCUCCGAGUCCUCUUGCUGGUCCUCCGGGCACAUCUCCUGAAGCUCAGGGUUCAGAAGAGUGUGCCCCCUCAACAUCAGGGCUGGUCUCCUCCUUGAAGAGGAUCAUGGAGGAGGGCAGCCCUGAGCAGGUAAGUGCAAAGAGGCAGAGGACGAGUGACGAAGACAGCCCUGAUGAACCAACGCCCUCAACAUCAGGGCUCAGCUCCAGCACAAACAGAAGUCUCUGCUACAGGACGUUCCUGCUCUCAAGGUGGACUGAGGACAGUAACUCGGACUGAGGCAGAGGCUCUGUUUGUUGUUGGAAAAGGAAGUAUACACACACACGCUCAAACACGUACACAAGCACGUGUCACAAUAAAUAUAAUUUUUGAUGAUUUUUGAAAAAUAAGAUGGUAGACGUCUGCAGAAAAGGUGAGUAAGAAUCAAUGCCAGUGCUAAAUGUAUUCUUCAAAUGUUGAUUCAUUCAGUAAUUCAGGGAUGAUGAUUAUUCCUUCUAACACUGUUCUUGUUUCUUUUUCUUACAGAGAUGCAGCAGCAGACAAAAGUGAGCUCAUAACUAAACCAAACAUUCAAAAGUCAGCUGUAAGUUUCUACCCAACUCACUGAGGAUUCAGAGAUUAUUUCCUUUACUCUGUUGAACUCUCGUGAUUUUGGACGAGGAGGGUCCAAACCAGAUCAGCACAGAGGACACACACCAUGACUGUUGAUGAUCUUUUUCUCCACAAAAAGUGAGGAUGAAAAGGACGAAGACCAGACAUGAGGAGAAGAACAUUCUGGACCACAAAAGGAGGAUGGAUGACGGAGGACCAGCUGUAGAUCAGAGGAAGCGUCUUUGUUGGUCAUCUUGGUAAGUCAUCCCCUCUCUGAGAUAGCAGCUGUAAUCUACUGUAAAAUUCAUUUUGAAUAUGUGGAUUACCAAAGGAGGCAGUCUUUUAUAUUAUUAUUCCAGUUUUCAAAAUGAUUUGAACUAUUUAUUUUCCAUCAACACAAAGUUCUCAAAGAUGUGUUCAAACUUUUUCUGGUGUUUUUCUAUCCUGUAGGGUUGGAUUCCUCUGUGUAUUUUUCAUGUUGCUGGAGGUCAGAGUGCAAGUGAACCAACAGAUCAUCCCAGGACCAAGACCCACUGACACCCACUGGGCCUGAAUCACUUAGAAUGGAUUGAGGCUACUAAUAAGACAAAGAAUUGAGCAUCAGGGUCUGACUCAAAAAGCAAACAGUACUAAUGAUGUUUAAGAGCAAAAACAUCCCAGCUCUGAGGAUGAGGAACACCCCAACCUGACCAGCAUGGAGGACGCUGUGCGCUUCUUCUGCUUCUUCUUGAAGAGAAAUUUCUCAUGCACAAACACACACAACAUGGUUGUCAGAGAAUUUUAAAGGAGGAAUAUUUUCAAUAAAAAUUGUAAAAUAAAUAUUCAAAAAAUGUGUUUCUUUCCACAAGGUGUACAUAACUGUUUAUGACCAUAGUAAAAAAAAAAGUCUCAAUAUUAAUAAAAAUUAUAUAUUUCCCAAGUCUGACCAUUGUGACCAACAACAUAUUAAGUGAAAAACUAGUUUAAAUUGAAAAGUUAUUGAGUUUAAUUUUCUUAACACAAAAAUAUUCAGUCACGAGUCUCAUAUUGAAGUGUUUGAGAUGUUAAAUAAUGAGUUACAAAUGUGAAAAUCCAUGUUGUUGUAUUUGGAAAUAGUUACCAUUUUUCUGUAGCAGUUAUUUGGAGUUAGACGGAGUUAUUUGGAGUUUUAUUUGAGGCCUAUCCUAACAGGGUCAGGUAUUAUAAUGUGUUAUAACUGUUAACAACUCACUGACAAUGCCCACAUAGAUAAUGCAAUGCAACUGUUGUUAAAAGUUAUAACACAUUAUAAUACUUGACCUUGUAAGUCAUGAUAAAAUGCUUUAUAAUGUGUUGUGAUUAUUGCUAUAAAGCAUUAUGAUCAUUUAUGAGUGUUUAUAAUUGUAGUUAUACAGUGCUAUAACCUGAUCAUAAUGCAUUAUACUUAUAUAUAUAAUGUGUUAUAGAGAUAGGCGUCAAGUAAAGUGUUACCAAACUCAUUCUAUAUAUCAAUAAAAAAGUUAUGAUUUCUAUGACUCUCAAUAUGGAAAAUGUCUUAUCAAUACUCACAACAUAUCUCUAGGUGCUUUUAGUAAAGUGACAGCACUGUAACACAAUUACUUAUAAACUGUACUUGUGGCUGUAUAAGUAGCUACAGUGUUAGACAAAAAUAUGUCAUGCUCAUGCUCAAGAAAUGCUUUUAACUUAUACUCACUGCUAAUAACACUAAAAAAUAUUGCAAUAAGCUGUUCUGAUGGUUAUUGUCACUCAUGUGGGUUGUUGUUAAGCUUUAUAAAUAUGCUUAUCUGAUAUAAAA